AUAUGGGCCAUUACUGGGCCAAGGAUGGUUCACUAGCCCAAGCCCAGUCCUUGAAAGAGCUAUCGAUCUGGCACGUGCCGUCAACGACCAUAACGUUUUUCUGCUGACGUGGAAGCUAACUGAUGCGGUUAUACAUAUUAAAUCACGUGAUCGCCGUCAAGAUCAGUCUUUUCCCUCCCUGCAGUCCGUAGUGUAACCAGAAAAAAGGAACAAAAAGUUCCGAAUCUUCUUCUUCUUAUGCAAAUCAAGUCCAGGAAAAAAAGAGAAUAGCUUCUUCAAAGAAAAUAGGAUCUGAGGUCAAGUUUCGUUCUCGAGAUAAUAAUGGUCGAAGAGAAACUACAGUGGUUUUUAACUGUAAUAAUCUUCUUGGCGAUUCUGGAUUCCGGCGCUUUGGCAUUGACGGAUACGAAUGAUGUCACGGCGCUUCAAAGUCUGUAUAUAGCUCUGAAUAAGCCCCCACAUCUGAAGGGAUGGAAACUGGGUGAAGGGGAUCCAUGUCAGGAGUCAUGGACUGGAGUGUCUUGUUUCGGGUCGUCCGUAAUCUACCUUAAGCUUCAAGGACUAAACCUGAGUGGGUACCUCGGAACCCAGCUUCACAAUCUUCCUAACUUGAAGCAUCUGGAUGUUAGCUCCAAUAACAUUAUGGGUGAAAUUCCAUAUGAACUACCCCCUAAUGCCACUCGCAUCAAUUUAGCAUGCAACAUGUUGAGUCAAAAUUUACCCAAUUCUUUAUCAAGUCUCCAGGAACUCCGACAUUUGAACCUAAGCAACAACUCAUUAUAUGGAACUAUUGGUAACGUGUUCAGUGGCUUGAAGAGUCUAAAAGAGAUGGAUCUUUCAUACAAUUACUUCUCUGGAGAUUUACCUACUUCUAUAGGAUCUCUGACAAAUCUUACUAGAUUGUUCUUGCAGAACAACCAAUUCACUGGAUCAGUUAUCUACCUGGCUGAUCUUCACCUAACCGAGCUAAACAUCCAAUCUAAUCACUUUAGUGGUGUUAUUCCAACUCAAUUUCAAUCAAUACCAAAUCUGUGGAUUGAUGGGAAUAAGUUCCAUAUGGGAGUCAACUACCCACUCUGGAAUUUUCCUCUGGAAAAUGUGUCCAUAGAGCAAAAUUUUAAUGGACCCCCAACAACAGAAUCAAGUGUCAUUGAGAACUAUUUCAAUCCUGAGGCAGCUGAGCACAAGAAGAAAGGGUUAGGUCCUGGAGGAAUAGCUUGUACUGUGGGUGCAGCAACUCUCGUAGUGACCUGUGCAGCAAUUUAUGUUGCAAUCCGUCUUAGGCGAUCCCAUAUUUUUCCCGUCACCAGAGACACUUCUCCAACUGCAUGUGAAGCAAGCCCACAACUCUUGCCAGUAAAAUCUCCACCUACAGUUGGCCCAAGCCAUAUAAAUCCGGCUUCCCGUACAAAAACUGAGAAAAUUUCCAGAAGAAGAAGCUUAGCUAAGAAAUUCAAAGCUCCAGCAAGUGCUAAAAUUUACACUGUGGCAGAGCUUCUUUCUGCGACAAACAAUUUCAGUGAAGAUAAUUUACUAGGGGAGGGAUCUCUUGGUUCUGUUUACAAAGCCAAGUUCCCUGAUGGGCAUAUAGUGGUGGUCAAAAACAUCAGUGUGGUAUCGCUAUCUUUCCAAGAAGAAGAACAAUUCUUAGAGGUGAUUUGGACUGCAUCGCGACUGAGGCACCCACACAUUGUAACACUUCUUGGUUACUGUGUAGAAAAUGGAUAUCAUCUUCUUGUGUAUGAGUAUAUAAAAAAAUUAAAUCUCCAUGAUGUUCUUCAUGGUGGAGCGUACAAACCACUGCCAUGGACCAUUCGUGUUGCUAUUGCACUAGGAAUUGCUCGGGCUCUGCACUACUUGCAUUCUACUUUCUCUCCUCCUAUUGCUCACGGCAACAUAAAGGCUGCCAAUGUCUUGCUUGAUGAAGAACUUAAACCUCGUCUUUGUGACUGUGGAAUUGCAAUUUUGAGGCCGCUGGCAAGCAAUAGUGUUAAAAUUAAGGCUGCCGAAUUUGCUGUUGGUGACACUGGCUAUAUUGCACCUGAGCAUGGGGAACCAGGAAAAGAUGGCACGAAAAGUGACAUCUAUGCCUUUGGGGUCUUGCUUUUGGAGCUUUUGACAGGGAGGAAACCUUUUGAUAGGUCAAGGCCAAUAGAAGAGCAAUCAUUGGUGAAAUGGGCCUCAUCUCGGCUUCAUGAUGCUGCACAUUUGACACAAAUGGUUGAUCCAGAUAUCAGAAGAACACUCACUCCCAAGGCUGCCUCCCGAUUUGCAGAUGUCAUCUCUCUCUGUAUUCAGAUGGAAAGGGAGAUGAAUAAACGAUCCUGCGUUAAAAGUAGAGCUUUGCUCUUGCAUAUCAAAUGAAGGAUCCUGCUUUAGAUUGAUAUCCAUCCCACCUCAGAUAAACAAGGUUUGGUGCAAAGAUUUUCAUUGACUUGCCAUUAAUGAGAUUUUCAUUCCAAGAUAAAGUCGCUUAGCAUUUCUACUGAUGUGCUUGAAAUAGACUCUUUUUAUAGGAUGAACCAAUAAAAGAACUCUCUGCGUCCACUUUUUAAUCCUGUAAUAAUACCGAAAACACUCUAGGUUUUUGUUCAAUGAUUAAAGAAGCAAUUUAAUCACAUAAAUUAUAAAUAAAUACUUCUUAAUUUAAUUAAAUUA
This is a messenger RNA of Manihot esculenta (cassava), 2658 nucleotides long. RefSeq names its product protein STRUBBELIG-RECEPTOR FAMILY 2. Bases 322 to 2364 code for a protein of 680 amino acids. Gene Ontology annotation, biological process: protein phosphorylation. Lineage: Eukaryota; Viridiplantae; Streptophyta; Magnoliopsida; Malpighiales; Euphorbiaceae. The record is from RefSeq and is a predicted model, not a curated record. The transcript is spliced from 17 exons. Gene Ontology annotation, molecular function: protein binding; ATP binding; protein kinase activity.